AUGAGGGAGCAAAUUGGGGCUUGGAUGACAAGAACACGGACUCCGGUGAGGGGGAAGCCAAACUUGGGCGGCGAGAGGUGGAACGGCACCACCAAGAAGAGAAGGAAGUCACGGAUCCGGGCAAGAUGGCCGAGUGUGGGCAUCGUAUGGGAUAAUUUUGAUAUCUCAAAGGUUACCAAUGCCGGAUUCAAACUUGAGUAUGUGAAUCCGGAGACACAGGGAGACCAAUUGAUUGUCGAAAUUGAGGAGGAGGACUUUGUUACUGAAAUUGAGUUCUGGAAGCAUGCGAUUGUCUGCUAUGUAUUAGGAGCCCACCCUCCAUUUACUGUGCUCCAUGGGUUUAUCCAGAGAAUGUGGGGGAAACACGGCAUUAACAAAGUGGUAAUGAUGCAAAAUGGGAUAAUAAUGGUGAGGUUUGAUACAGCAAAAGGAAAGAAUGAAAUUAUUCAAGGGGGUAUCUACCACUUUGAUAACAAGCCUCUAAUUGUGAAGUCCUGGAGUCCAGAUAUGGAAUUCACCAGAGAUGAAUUAUACUCUGUUCCAAUUUGGAUUAAAAUUCCCGGAUUAGACUUCAAAUAUUGGAGUGCGAAGGGCUUGAGCAAACUUGGGAGUUUGGUGGGGAAACCACUGAUGGUUGAUAGGAACACAGAACGGAAAAUAGGGCUGAAUUUCGCUAGAUUGCUGGUGGAAGUGCAGAUUGAUACCCCAUUACCUGAUGUGGUCUUGUUAAAAAACGAAAGAGGUAAGGUUAUUGAGCAAAGAGUUACAUACGACUGGAAACCAUCAAUAUGCAAAGUGUGUCAAAAGUAUGGACUUAUUGAGGAUAUAUGUAGAAAGAAUAAGAAAAAUGUACCAGAAGGUAAUGAGGGAAAAGUUCAAGAGGCAACACAAGUAGUAGAACAAGCACAAGACGAAUGGGGAAAUAAGGUAUCGGGGGAAGAUGUUACAGAAGAGGAUCUGCCGGCGGGGAAGGAGGUGGGCUGGAGAAGAUCAUAUAACCAAGGUGGAAGGGGUGGGGGCUGGAGACGACCACAGAAUGGAGGUGCGUGGAAAGUUCAGAAAUCAAAUGCAGAUGGCAGAGGGGCCAGUAGUAGUGUGGUAACAGCAAAUGCUACAGGGGAAGCUAAUAUCCCAGUCACAAAUACCUUCCAACCACUUGGGAGGGAGGGGGAAGUAUCUAACAAGGAGCAAGCUGAAGUUGGGAGGGGUAGUCAAGAGGCUCCUCCGGAGAAUGGUUAA
This is a messenger RNA of Lycium ferocissimum, 1239 nucleotides long. RefSeq lists its product as uncharacterized. The transcript has a single exon. Bases 1 to 1239 code for a protein of 412 amino acids. The record is from RefSeq and is a predicted model, not a curated record. Lineage: Eukaryota; Viridiplantae; Streptophyta; Magnoliopsida; Solanales; Solanaceae.